AAGUUUGUUGUCCUCUUCGUCCAUGGCUCUAAACAAAAUUUUGCUCUUCAGUUUGACUUUUCAACUCGUCUCUCUACUACUUCGUGUUUCAUCGGAAUCUCCAUGGAUCACCGGAGAUGUGACUCAAACUCCAAUGAAGUACCUCGAACUCGCCAGGAGUCCGGAGGUAUUCGAUUCGAUGGUGAGAAUCAGAAGAAAAAUCCACGAGAAUCCUGAGCUUGGUUACGAGGAAUUCGAAACCAGUAAACUCAUUAGAUCGGAGCUGGACCUUAUCGGAGUUAAGUAUAGGUAUCCCGUAGCUAUCACCGGCGUUAUCGGUUAUAUCGGCUCCGGAGAACCACCGUUCGUCGCUCUUAGAGCUGAUAUGGAUGCUUUGCCUAUUCAGGAAGCUGUUGAGUGGGAGCAUAGAAGCAAAAUUCCUGGUAAAAUGCACGCUUGUGGACACGAUGGUCAUGUUGCUAUGCUUCUUGGUGCUGCAAAGAUACUUCAAAAACAUCGCCACGAUUUGCAGGGAACUGUGGUGCUUAUCUUUCAGCCAGCUGAGGAAGGUUUGCGAGGAGCUAAAAAGAUGAUAGAAGAAGGAGCUUUGAAGAACGUCGAAGCUAUUUUUGGAAUACAUCUUACCAACCGGAUUCCCUUUGGCAAAGUCGCUUCACGUGCAGGUCCCAUGCUGGCUGGAGCUGGAUUCUUUGAGGCUGUAAUCACUGGGAAAGGAGGUCAUGCUGCCAUCCCUCAGCAUACAAUAGAUCCUGUUGUUGCAGCUUCAAGCAUUGUCCUCAGUCUUCAACACCUGGUUUCACGUGAAACUGACCCUUUGGAUUCAAAGGUGGUCACAGUGUCUAAGGUUCUUGGUGGCAAUGCGUUUAAUGUCAUCCCUGAUUCAAUCACCAUAGGAGGAACUCUUCGAGCCUUUACCGGUUUUAGUCAGCUUCAACAGAGAAUCAAAGAGGUGAUUACCAAGCAAGCAACAGUUCAUCGAUGUAAUGCAUCUGUGAAUCUAACACCUGAUGGCAAAGAACCGUUACCACCAACAGUGAACGACAUUGACUUAUACAAGCAGUACAAGAAGGUGGUCAGAGAUCUGUUGGGUCAAGAAGCUGUUGAGGAAGCACAACCAUUGAUGGGCUCAGAGGACUUCUCAAAGUUUGCAGAAGUAAUCCCGGGCCAUUUCUCCUUCCUGGGAAUGCAGGAUGAGACCAAAGGUUAUGCGUCAUCACAUUCACCACUCUAUCGAGUUAACGAGGAUGUGCUACCGUAUGGCGCUGCAAUCCAUGCAUCGAUGGCUGUACAGUACCUCAAAGAGAAGGCUUCUAAAGGCUCUAUCUCAGGCUUCCACGACGAACUCUGAAUAUGUGAAGCUUGGUCCAGACAAAUUGGCCAUCAUCUAUGGGCUGGUUUCCUAUUUCUUGGUAACAAUCCACAGAAUUGAGUAUUAUUUGCAGAAUUCUUUGCAAACUGUCUGUCGCAUUACUUAGAUUUAAAUAAUAAAGUCAUAGCACAGGAUUUGAAAUGCAAAGAAGACUUAAAUCAAUUGGCGAAUUCUCACUUGGAAGAUAGAUUUGUGUAAGAAAUGUUGGGAAAAUGUAACUUGUAUUUCAAGUU
Molecule: messenger RNA, 1602 nt
Organism: Capsella rubella
Lineage: Eukaryota; Viridiplantae; Streptophyta; Magnoliopsida; Brassicales; Brassicaceae
Product: IAA-amino acid hydrolase ILR1-like 2
Exons: 5
Coding region: 23-1348 (441 amino acids)
Biological process (GO): auxin metabolic process
Cellular component (GO): endoplasmic reticulum
Molecular function (GO): IAA-Ala conjugate hydrolase activity
Source: RefSeq, a predicted model, not a curated record